Drosophila melanogaster (fruit fly) is the source of this 5245-nucleotide messenger RNA. RefSeq lists its product as uncharacterized. NCBI's taxonomy places the organism in Eukaryota, Metazoa, Arthropoda, Insecta, Diptera, Drosophilidae. The coding region runs from base 105 to 2390 and encodes 761 amino acids. The record is from RefSeq and is marked reviewed. The transcript has 8 exons. Gene Ontology annotation, molecular function: RNA polymerase binding.
AAACUGGAUUGUAUUCACAUCUCUAGCGGCAGAAAAGUGUAGAAAAUUUUCAGGGGUUUUUAAAACGAAAAGUAAGAGGUUGCGUACAGUUAGAUUUGUGUGCCAUGGAUGCGAGCUUAGAGGAGAGCAUGGAUAGCGAUGGCGCCAGUUCGCCGAUUACCAAGACGGAGGCAACGGAAUCUCCGCCAGAAGCGGGUCUCAAUGGAAACGGCAGUGGUAGUGGUAGUACCAGCCAGGAGACCCCAAAUUAUGGCGUUGCUAUACUCAAGGAAAAACCCAGCGAGGCCCAUAGGAGCAAGCCCUUCAAUGCGUUUAGUGGUCGUCCCAUCGGGGAGCACACCGCCCAGCAGCAGGCGCUGCAGCAACAACAACUGCAGCAACAACAACAGCCACAGCAGCCGCAGCAACAAGCUCCUUCCGGAGCAAAUGGAGUCACAGGACCCCCGGAAAUCUGGGUGGAAACCAAGGCGGAGGACGGUCGCUCAUAUUAUUACCAUGCGGUAACUAGGGAAACCACUUGGUCUCGACCCGAUGGCCCCGCUGUCAAGAUAAUGACCCAGGCAGAGGUGGAGGAGAUGGCCAAGCGACCUGCCCAGGCCGCGAAAACGGAAGCCAAGGCAGGCGAGACGUCGGUCGAGAUUCCGCCAGUGUCGUCACAUCUUACCUCACAACCUCCGCCGCACCUGAUGAGCCAGCCACCACCCAAUGCGGCAGCACCGCUGCUUUCCCAGCCACCACCCAAUGUACGGCAACAGCCACCACCAAUGUUCCAGCCACCUGGAAUGCAGGCGCCUCCUGGGUUCGGACAGCCGCCGUUUUGUAUGCCACCUCCAACUUACGGAUUUCCUGGAGGACCGGCACCAGCUGGGGCACCUUGGGGCGUGGGCAUUCCGCCUUGGCAGCAACAGCAGCACAUGCAAGACAAGCCAGCCAAGUCGCUAAUCAUUAAGCCGGGUGUUAUCGAUCCGGCGGUUAUAGCGCGAGCAGCAGAGUGGUCAGAGCAUCGUGCUCCCGAUGGAAGACCGUACUAUUUCCACGCCGGUCGAGGAGAGAGUGUCUGGGAGAAACCGCAGGCGCUGAGGGACAUGGAGGCCGCUCGCAUGGCUGCCCACUCGGGCGUUGCGCCCGCUGUGGCAACAGCUCCGUCGGGACUACCACCACACUUGCUACCCAACCCUAUGAUGCAUAUGCCACCAGGAUCAGGGCCGCCGGGAUUUGAUCCGCAUGCUGCUUUUGCGGCUGCUGCUGCAGCAAUGAAAGCCAAUUCGGAAAACACUAAGGCUGCACAGGCAGCUGCUUUGGAGAAAGAGGCUAAAAAGGCGGCGGAGGAGAAGCGAAAAAAGGAGGAGGAGCAGAAGAAGGCUGCGGCAUCAGCCAAGCAAACGGACAAGAGUCGACCUGUGACAAGUACGCCCAUCGCUGGAACGCCAUGGUGUGUCGUAUGGACUGGAGAUUCCCGCGUCUUCUUUUACAAUCCGUCAACUAGGACUUCGGUUUGGGAUCGCCCCGAGGACUUGUUGAAUCGUGAGGACGUUGACAAAGCGGUAAACGAACGUCCGGAGCAACUGAAGACUCCGCAAGAGAAGUCGGCUGAAGCCGAACAGAAGUCCGGCGAGGAAGCAAAUCAAGAGCAGGCUAAAUCGCAAGUUCAAGCCCAGCAACUGGAUCAGGUGCAGAGGGUGGAUGCGGAUGAUGAUGACGACGACGAGGUUAUCAAGAUACGCACAGAGUCUGAGUCUAGUGUGGAAGAGGUGCCAACCAAACGAGUUCGAAUGAUUUCCAAGUCGAAGCGGGCAGAGGAUGCCGCCCUAGAGGCUGAGCAGCGGGCGGCCAAGGAGCGGGCCUUAGUACCACUAGAAAUGCGCGUCACCCAAUUCAAGGAAAUGCUUCGAGAGAAGGACGUAUCGGCUUUCAGCACUUGGGAGAAGGAGCUUCACAAGAUCGUGUUCGACCCGCGGUAUCUUCUGCUGACUUCGAAGGAACGCAAACAGGUAUUUGAAAAGUAUGUGAAGGAUCGGGCCGAGGAGGAGCGUAAGGAGAAGCGGAACAAGAUGCGCCAGAAGCGGGAGGACUUCCGCAGCCUAAUGGAAGAAGCCAGGCUGCACGGAAAAUCCUCAUUCUCGGAGUUUAGCCAGAGGAACGCCAAGGAUGAACGGUAUCGGGCCAUCGAGAAGGUUCGCGAACGAGAGAGUCUCUUCAACGAGUACAUCGUGGAGGUGCGGCGCCGCGAAAAGGAGGACAAGCUGUUGAAGAAAGAGCAGGUAGGCCUAGGGUAUGCUGGAGCCCCUUACCCCAUCACCUUACGUAUCUUGAUGUUUAAACAUAAAUGCAUAUCUUUAUAUAUAUAUUUAAUAACUUACCCGUAUGCCAAACGUAUUUACAUAAUGUGAUUGAUUUUCUGUUAACUCUUAAACCAUAAACAACGUGUGAAUCGAAACCGAAACAAACCAAACUGAAAAUGAAACCGAAUCCGAACCCUGACCGAAUGCAUUAUCCCUCAAUGUGUUGGGUUCCGGUGGUUUGCCACCCGAUACCUUAGCCACUAGCUAGCAGGUUACAGCACAAAUGCACCACCCAAAACACCAAAAUACACAAGAGCAACAGCAUCGAGAACCACCUGUACAACACUCUCGACGGUCUAUUCCGCCCGCCGUCUGCCAUCGCCGUCCACUGAUCUACUUGACCACGCACAUGUUUGCAAUCUGUGUGGUUGCCAAACUGAAAAUUACCUGAUAAUCGUUGGUGUGAUUUCCACUUCCCGAACUACGCCCCACGUCGCCCCUCUCGGAUGUUUUAUGCGAUGUGAUGUGAUGAAGAGGAUGUUGCGAUGAUGUGAUUGGCAUUGGGAUCAUGAUUGAUGAUGUUUGAAGUUCGCGAUGGGCUCUCGGAGGGAUGUCGCCGAGCAGGAAGCAGGCAGAAAGGGAUUGUUCCAGAGAUCCGGAGCGACUGCAGUUCGUGUGCAGGUGUCUGCGGCGCUAAGCAAACAGUAUGAAUAAUACUUAAUUUAAUUAACCCACUAUUUUCGUUUUGUUUACAAAUAAUGUACACACUCAGCAGUUUGUCACCUGACCGAGGCAAGCCGAAGGAACCGAACUCAGCCCCAUCCCCACCUGCACAGACCAAAGACGAACGAUAUUCUAAAGCUAUCUAAAGCCAAAAUAUCCAGAUCUUUGCUCUGGCAGGUCUAGGCAGCGGCCCAAGUCGCUGGAAGGCUCUCUGCCCCAUAUUCUUACCAUUUACCAUAUUUUUACUGUAGAUCUAUUGACUAUUGUACCCUUCGGCCGUGCUGAAGUCUGAACAUCAAGGCCUGCUUUUGUAUAGAGAAAUUAAUGGGUUAGGUGGUCCGUUCGUUAUAAUUUUUGCUUUCUCCUCUGCAUCUAUAAAAAAUGUUUGUAGCAAAAGAUAACAUAACAAAUAUUCGAUCUGGCCGUGUCCGUCGACGAGAUCUCUGAAACUAAAAAAGCUGGAAAUUUGAUAUUAGUUUUGGAUGAUUUUUGUCGAUGCCAAAACAUGAAAUUCGUAAAACUUGUACCCGUAAUCCACUCAGAUAGGUUAGGGAUAUCUGAUAAUGGAGGAAAUCGACUUGAUUUAAGAUGUCCAAAUUUGUUUUCUGUGUGUCGCUUGAGACAGACCCAAAUUCUCUACGCCAGCAGGACUUGAAUUAAUCCAACGUUCUUUUCCAGUUAAGUCUGAAAUCGCUAACCAAACCCGCUCUCUUUCAGGCACAAAUCGUGUAACUAUGUUCUAUAGCUUAAGAAAAAUAAGUCUAAGUCUUAAGUUAGGCAAUUAAGCAUAGAGUUUUAAGUGAAGCCGCAACAAUUCGAGACCCCUCUAAUUCGAUCUGUUUGUCGCAUUUCUCUUCUCUUCCGCAUGGCUGUCAUGUCAAUAUUACUUUCACAAACACUUUAAAACUCUAGAUCCGCAAGGACUUUCUGGAUAUGCUGCGAGAGCGUCACGACAUCGAGCGCCACACCAGGUGGUACGACAUCAAAAAGAAGUUUGAGUCGGAUCCACGCUACCGUAUGGUGGACUCCAUGUACCGGGAGGAGUACUUCGAGGAUUACCUGCACAUUAUGAAGGAGGAGAAGCGAAAGGAGCGGGAGAUGCGUGAGCAACGGGAACGGGAGCGACAUCGCGAACUUAAAUCUGAUCGGAAGGAGAAGGACAAGGAAAAGGACAAGGGUCGGAAGGAUCGAGGACGCAGCCGUUCGAAAGACAAGGACCGCGAGCACAAGUCAUCCAAAGAAAAGGAUAAAGACAAGGAGGAAAAAAGCAAGUCGGAGAAAAGCAAGAAACGAGAUACCACCCCAGAGGAGGGUGAACAUCGUGAAGAGUCAGAAAGGGAAGAACGAGCCGGCAGCGACGACAGCGAGGUGGCUCGCCAACGGGAGAACGAGGCUGAGCAAAAGCAGAAGGAACGCGAGAAGAAGCUAAGGGUAGAGCAGAGUAUAAGGGAACGAGAGAAGGAGGUGCAGCGAACCCUGGCCGGUCAUUUGAGGGAUCGGGACAAGGAGCGCGAGCAUCACAUGCGCGAGGAGUGCAUUGGUCACUUUACCGCUUUGCUGACAGAUCUGGUGCGAACGCCGGACUUCACGUGGAAGGAGGUCAAGCGACAAUUGCGGAAGGAUCAUCGCUGGGAACUAAUAGAAAGCCUUGAUCGCGAGGAUCGCGAGCGAAAAUUCAACGAGCACAUUGACAAUCUGAUGAAGAAGAAGAGGGAGCGAUUCCGCGAAAUGCUCGACGAGAUUAGCACUCUUCAGCUUACUAGCACUUGGAAAGAGAUUAAGAAGCUGAUCAAAGAAGAUCCGCGAUACCUAAAAUACAAUUCGGACAAGGGCGAGCGCGAGUUCCGGGACUACAUCAAAGAUAAAACGAUGACAGCGAAGACUUCUCUUCGGGAACUCCUGCAAGAGUGCAAAUUUAUUACUCACAAGAGCAGCGAUCUCAUCAAGGAAAAUCCAAACCAUCUCAAAGAGAUUCAGGACAUUUUGAAGAACGACAAGCGCUAUUUGGUGCUCGAUCACAUGGAGGAGGAGAGGAACACUAUUGUGCUCGGCUUUUUGGAGGAGCUCAACAAACGCGGCCCGCCGCCACCACCCACAGCAUCUGAGUCAACGCGCCGCAACAAGUAGAGUGGCAUUUUAAAUAAACUAAUCAAUUAAAUCAUAACAAUUAAAUUAUUAUACUAAGACGAAGUUCCGCAUCUUCGAAUAUUUUAAUUGAAUAAAAUACACACAUUAAAGCG